Arabidopsis lyrata subsp. lyrata is the source of this 1710-nucleotide messenger RNA. Its product is annotated as protein NEN1. The record is from RefSeq and is a predicted model, not a curated record. Bases 300 to 1706 code for a protein of 468 amino acids. The transcript is spliced from 6 exons. Gene Ontology annotation, molecular function: 3'-5' exonuclease activity; nucleic acid binding. Lineage: Eukaryota; Viridiplantae; Streptophyta; Magnoliopsida; Brassicales; Brassicaceae.
AACAAGGAUAAUAUCACCAGGUUACGUACACGGUACAACUAACAAACACAUGCAAACGAAGCAAGGAAUCAACAAUUGGAAUCUGUGAAUUCUGAUUAUUAUGAAUCUGAAUAGAGAAUCCAAGGAACAACCUACCCAGAAAGAUAAACCCUAAAGUAAUUGAUGUUUUUCACUUUGCCUGUAGAAUUGGACAAAGUAACUUUGAUCUUUAUAUAAUCCCUCGAUGUUCCCUCAAAAUUUCCGACCAAAUUUCGAAACUUUUCACAUUUACCAAUUGAUUGAACCCGACCCGUUAUUCAAUGGAUCCGGAGGAUAGGUCCGAGAUUGCCUUCUUCGACGUUGAGACGACUGUACCAAACAGAGGUCAACGUUUCGCGAUUCUAGAAUUCGGGUCAAUCCUUGUUUGCCCGAAGAAGCUUACGGAGCUCCGAAGCUAUACGACUCUGGUCCAACCUGCAGAUUUGAGUCUCAUAUCUUCCUUGUCCGUCAGGUGCAAUGGCAUCAAGCGUGACGACGUCGUUUUGGCACCUUUGUUUGCCGACAUCGCUGAUACUGUCUACGACAUUCUCCAUGGGAGGAUUUGGGCAGGUCACAACAUAUUGAGGUUUGAUUGUGCAAGGAUCAGAGAAGCAUUUGCAGAGAUUGGACGUCAACCACCCGAGCCAAAAGGCGCCAUCGACUCAUUGGGUUUGCUAACUCAGCAGUUUGGUAGAAGAGCUGGUGAUAUGAAGAUGGCAACUUUGGCUAGAUAUUUCGGACUUGGGAAUCAGACGCAUAGGAGCCUGGAUGAUGUUAGAAUGAAUCUUGAGGUUCUCAAAUAUUGUGCUACUGUCUUGUUCUUGGAGUCGAGUCUCCCCUAUGCACAUGUAGAUCAUUCGGUAUCUCCUGGAACUACUAGUUCAAGGAGACGUAUUGAUGCAUCUCACGAGGGUAAUACUGUAACAACCUCUGUUAGGCUACCAUCCAUUAGCGAGAACAGUGCAGCUCAGCCAGAUCCGUUCAACAUGAGCAUCUUGAGGAAUGAAAUGGCUUCCGACAACCACCUUCAAUCAGACAUUCUCAUGGAAGAAGAACAAAUUCAACCCUCUGAUAUUGUUGUCCCUGAGAAUACCAGUGACCAUGAGGGAUUCUUGGCUCCUGAUGCGGUGUCUCUUCCAAACAUCAAAGCGAUUCUUGUCCCGUUUUAUCCUGGAAGCGAAAUGAUGAAACUAAAGCUACUUCACGGUGAUUCCCCUCUGCAGCUCUACUGUUCUUGUCUGAAAGUACGGUUUGGAGUCAGUGGGAAGUUUCUGGAUAACACCGGGAGACGGAAGUUAAACUUUGUGGUUGAUCUGAAUCUAAGCCUGUGCAGUAUACUCGAAGCAUGUGACAGUAGUGCACAGAAACUAUCUGUUGAUUCAGGUUCCACUUCUGGCUGGAACCCGGUCGUGAAUCCAAUGAAGGGUUUUGUAAACUACCCUAACGCAAGGAUACAUAUUGCGACAGAGAUAAAUGGAGAUGCAGCUCGAUAUGCAACAGAGAUACACCAGAGAGAGUCCUCUGGAGCUAGUCAGAAACUAAUCUUCAGCAACCCGAGUGGUGAGGAGCUCGAAUCGUUGCUGACCAUGGGGAGUGUUGUUGAUGCAUUCUUGUCUCUGGAACCGUAUGAUUAUCAGCAGAAAGCUGGAAUCCGCCUUGUUGCCAAAAAACUAGUCAUACACUCGUAAAUCA